CAGGGUCUGUCACUGUGGGGGUGUCCGUGGGGUCUGGGUGGGGAUGUGUCUCGGGGCUCUGUGUCUCCGUGGACGGUGCGAGCUGCGAGGAUGGCCGAGCACCUGGUGGCAGGUGCUGGCUGUGCGGGGGACACGGCUGGGCAGGGCUGGGCGCCUCGGGGGCGGGGGACCCGUGGAGGGCCCGUGGGAGCGCGGACGCAGCGCGCGGAUGGGGACCCGGGUGAGUGCGGGGCGUCCGCCACGGGUCUCCGGUGCGGCUCCGGGUUCGCACGCUGCAUGUGCUCGCGUGUGCUUUGCUCCUGCAGAAGGUGUGCAUUGUACCCACAGGCUGGGACGGGGAGGCGAGGUGCACCCCUGCCCCCAACCCUGGGGCCCAGCCUCCUUCCCUCGGCCUCAUCCCUUCCAGGUCUCCGCGCGGCCGCUCGGUGGCCGAUGAACCUUCUGUCCCGGGACACCCGAGCCUCCGCUUCCGCUCCCAAGGGAGGAGCCUGGCGGCCGGCUGGGCGAGGCCAGGGCCUGCCUCCAGCCAGACCUGGGGGUGGGAGGACCGGGGCGGGGAAGUCGGACUGUGUGUGGCUUGUUGGUAUCCGUCGUGCGGACGUGGACGCGAUCGGUGGGAGAGCUCUGUGUGUGAGUGUACGUGCGCGCUUGCCCGUGGAGGGAGACGUGUGUCACCAAGGCUGUGUGUGCCCCUCUCUGCUGUGGCUGUGUCUGGGCUGGCUGGCUUGGACAAAGUGUGUUUUUGAGGGGCACGUUCACACCUGUCUGCUCUGUUAAGUGUGUGUUUGGUGUGACCUGCCCUUUUCCCCCACCCGGGCUGUCAGGGAGUAGGCGCGGCCCCACCCCACAGUGGAGAUCCCUCAGUGUUGCCUGCCAAUUCCCUUGUUCAUCUAUAGACUCAGAUACUGCCCACCCGGCUCUGAGGCAUGGAUAGGGUCCAAUAAACCUGGGGUGCUGAUACAGCCCCCGGAGAACCACUCCCCGUGUCUCUGCCUCCCAGGCACAAGCAUCUACACGGCCAGGGAUCACCUUGCUUGACUCAGAAAAACCUGUGAAGUAAGGAGUGUUAUCCCUAGCCUCAUCCCUAGGGAGAUUUCUGAGGCUCCCAAGGUAGUACUUAAGCCAUCUUCAUCUAUGAAUAGUAGUAGUAAUAAUAAUAAUAAUAAUUACAGUAGCAACUAUUUCCUGAUACCUAUCGUGUAACAGGGCCAUACUACCCUAUUUGUGUUUUAAUUUCUUCCCACAAAAAUCCUAUGAGCCUUGUAGUCUGUGAGGCAACUGAGGUGCAGGAAGGUUGAAGACCUUGCCCAGGGCUACCCAGCCGGGAAGGGUCCGGGAAUAUUUGAUGAGUGCCACCCCCAACUGCAUUCUUACCAAGACAGGAUUACGGCCUUUUACUCAAGAUGCGAGCCACUCCUCUGGCAGCUCCUAUGGGUACUCCCUCCAGGAAGAAGCAGUUGAAGUUGGAUGAUGACCUAGACACGGAGUGUCCCGCCCGGAAGCAAGCUCGAAGUGGACCCCAGCCCAGGCUGCCCCCCUGCCCUCUGCCCCUGAGCCCACCCCCUGCUCCAGUCCGUGCCCCUGCUGUGACCACUGCCUCCCGGCUUGGGCCCUAUGUCCUCCUGGAACCCGAGGAGGGCGGCCGGGCCUACCGGGCCCUGCACUGCCCCACAGGCACCGAAUACACCUGCCAGGUGUACCCCGUCUGCGAGAGCCUGAAGGUGCUAGAGCCCUACUCGCGGCUGCCUCCCCACAAGCAUGUGGCACGGCCUGUGGAGGUCCUGGCAGGCCCACACCACCUUUACACCGUUUUCCCGCGGCCCCACGGGGACAUGCACAGCCUGGUGCGCCGCCGCCGCCGCCUGCCCGAGCCCGAGGCCGCCAGGCUCUUUUGCCAGAUGGCCGCCGCCGUGGCGCACUGUCACCAGCACGGUCUGGUCCUGCGAGACCUCAAGCUGCGACGCUUUGUCUUCGCCGACUGUGAGAGGACAAAGCUGGUGCUGGAGAACCUGGAGGACGCCUGCGUGCUGACCGGGCCGGACGACUCCCUGUGGGACAAGCACGCGUGCCCGGCCUAUGUGGGACCCGAGAUCCUCAGCUCGCGGGCAUCCUACUCAGGCAGGGCGGCGGACGUCUGGAGCCUGGGCGUGGCGCUCUUCACCAUGCUGGCCGGACACUACCCCUUCCAGGACUCGGAGCCUGCCCUGCUUUUUGGCAAGAUCCGCAGGGGGACCUACGCCCUGCCCCGGGGCCUCUCCGCCCCAGCCCGCUGCCUGGUCCGCUGCCUGCUCCGCCGGGAGCCCGCUGAGCGUCUCACAGCCUCGGGGAUCCUGCUGCACCCCUGGCUGCGAGAGAACCUGACCCCCUCAGUCCCAUCCCGAGCCCACCUCUGGGAGGCUGACCAGGUGGUCCCCGAAGGGCCAGGGCUGGAGGAAGUUGAGGCAGAGGAGGGAGAAAGGGAAGUGGGCCUAUAUGGCUAGGACUACCCUACCCGACUCUCAGCUGUGAACUGUGGAUUGAGUUUGGGGCGUCCCCAAGCUCUCUCCUGCCUCUUUGAACUGAGAUGAACCCUAAGUGCCUUGUAGGAGGGAGAAAAGAGGAGGCAUGUUGAAGUGUGCUGCAGGCACGCCUGUGUGGUCCACACACCUGUUGGGAGCUCACUGUGUGCCUUGUUCCAGGUGCUGAGAACACAGCUGUGAACAAGAGACAAAACUCCGGCUCACAGGGCUGUCAGUCCUUCUCCAUCCCCACAGGCCAGUGUCUGCACUGGGCUGGGUACAACCAGUGCAGGUGACGGCGUCCACUCGUGCUGGCCGCCCCCCCCCCCCACACUGCUGUCACGGACAGUCCCUUUCACGACCCACCCAGCUGCCUUUGUAUGUUGCACCUCUGAGAAAGGGAAGCGUCCUGUGCCAAAGCCUUCAGGCCUCUCCCCUGCACCUGAGGCCCAGAGCCCAGGCCCUGCUGCGAAAUCCGCUCCAGCCGCUGUGUCCUCUUGGUCAGGGGAUCCUCUGUCCAGGCCUGAGCCAAGGGUCUGGGCUGGCAGAUCAAGAGUCCAACCUGUGAGGCGGGUUCUUCAUCCAGCUCAAGGAGUGGUUGGGAAUGAGGGUCCAGGCCUGUCCGCCUCAGCAGCCGUGACCCGAGCUGCUGACUGGAGUUGGGGGACAGGAUUAGGUGGGGUCUGCCCCUGGCCUCCUGGAAAGUCCUAAGUCCAGUUCUGGGGACACUUGGGGUCCAGAACCCCACAU
Molecule: messenger RNA, 3248 nt
Organism: Myotis lucifugus (little brown bat)
Lineage: Eukaryota; Metazoa; Chordata; Mammalia; Chiroptera; Vespertilionidae
Gene: TRIB3
Product: tribbles pseudokinase 3
Exons: 4
Coding region: 1404-2480 (358 amino acids)
Biological process (GO): protein phosphorylation; positive regulation of proteasomal ubiquitin-dependent protein catabolic process; regulation of MAP kinase activity
Cellular component (GO): nucleus
Molecular function (GO): ATP binding; mitogen-activated protein kinase kinase binding; protein kinase activity
Source: RefSeq, a predicted model, not a curated record